Messenger RNA from Xyrichtys novacula (pearly razorfish), 4036 nucleotides. NCBI's taxonomy places the organism in Eukaryota, Metazoa, Chordata, Actinopteri, Labriformes, Labridae. The record is from the annotation of a GenBank genome assembly.
GUGGGUGUUUCCUGUCAUAUAAUAGCCGUCGUGAGUCCAACGUUGCAACGUACUUUUUGCGUCGACGAACCGCCAGUUGGUCGUUUAGGUAGAGCUCCGACUUUGUGAGCAAAACUCUUCGUAUAUUUUAUUAAUUUUCUUUUUUGUAGUAAACACAAUUUUGUUCUUUUUAAAAAGACUUUCGCUGACAAUUUUACCAACUUUUUUAAACUCUGAAGAGGACCAGUGAACUAUAAAGUGGGAAGGAACUACAGCUGCGUACCCGACAGUACUUUCCUUUGCUGUGUUUUUUUGUCUGGAAAUGUGUAUCGAAACUAUGGAUUCUAGCUCAAACCAGAUCAAAACAAGCUUGGUGCGUAGAAACAACAAACCUCAGUCGAAGAUGAGGUGGGAGCAGCUCCGUGUGUCCGCCUCUGAGGAGGGUAAGGCCCUGAAACAUCGUCGAGUCACCGUCAUGAAGACCUCCAUCUCUAACCACCCUUAUCGGUGCCAGGAGCAGAAAGAGCUGGAGAAAUUGGUGAAAUCUUUCCGGAAAAUCAACAAGAAGGAGAGGAGACAGGCAAAAGCAGCAGCAGGAGCAGCGGUGCCUUUGCCCAGUCAUCCAGUGGGUGCAAUGGCGCCAGAAAACACCACUCAGUACCUGAUGGGGGAAGUUUAUAAAGGUUUGAGUCAUGUUUUAAACACCCAGACUGUUACAGAAGAGCCGAACUCUCGUCUGUAUCGUGAUUGUCUCUCACCUGUGUCUGUAUAUGCGGAGUUGGACUCUAGUUAUGAAAGCUGCCUCGCCUUUCAGAGCCGGGACUUUGAAGAAACGUUUGGCCAGUACUGGUAACCGGAAUGAACUGGUCUGCGUGGCCUCGUGAAGCUGUUCAGACGGCGUCUCCACCUGUGACUCUUAAAUUAAGACGCGUGAAAAGGUGUGAAAUUGACCUGUUUAUGUUCACCGAGCAUGUUUCUUGUUAUGUAACCAGUAGCCGUGUAAUAUGUUUCCUGAUUUCUGUGGCACAUGAUUCAUGUAUCCAUUUGUCUCACAGCGGCGCACUGGAUUGUGCCCGUCAUUGCGGGGCGCUCCUGAGCACUGCGCGGCGCUGUCGUGGGGGAUGAGUCAAACACGCCCUGGCCGAGACCAAGGAUUGUGAAACCCCGGUUAACCCGGGCAGGUAUUGUGUUGUGCUGCGUUGUCUUACAUGGCAAUAGUGGUACAUUAUAAUGUUGUCUGAGCGUUUUCCAGGUGACCUCUACAGGAUCAGGCCUCUGCUGUCUGAGGGGAGCGGCUCAUCAUGGAGAUGGUGGGCAUCACGUGACCGAAACAAGGUGACUUCGAUGUCCACUGUACGUGUCGAUUUUAUCUGAGAAGAGCAAAGUUGAAAUAAGUGUGACGGCAUAUUGAUGCCUCUUAAAGCUUUGUUUUUCAUUGUAAAAAGUGUUUAAGUCUCAAAUGUUAAUCCUUAAAGUUAAAUGCUGAGUUUAAAGUCUGAUGGACAUAUUUUUCGUAAAAUAAACAUGUUUCUUGAAAGUUAAGUCAUUGACUCUAUCUGAAUUUGAUUGUGUUUGUGAUUUUUUUUCAUCAGAGGAGCACCAACAGCCUUAGUUCCAAAACAACAUAUGUUGUUGAGGUUCCCCUUUUCUCCAGGAUUAAGGUAUGCUUUUGGGUCAAUCAGACUUGGUAUAGAGCCUUUCAUAUCAAUAUUUAGCACAAAGUGCUUAAUAUGAAUAGAAAAUCAUUCAAAACCCCUAAUCAUUUUAAGUUUAAAGGCAAGCAUAGUAUAAUGAUAAAACAAAUACUGGUAACAAUUUACAAUAACCAUAACUUAUAAAGGGCAAGCAGAUAGUUUAUUAAUGUUUAAUCAUCAUUUAGAAACAACAUAUAGACCAUUAAUAAGCUGUAAAUUUUACCAUUUUAAUUGGUGGUUUUUAAACCACUAAUCAAUCAUUUAGAAAGUAUUACAAACAUCAGUUGCAACUUAACUAUCUGUCUAUAAAUAAUGUUUUUAAACAGUGUCAAAACCAAAUAUUAACCAUUUACAAAGUAUUGAAGAAACACAUUUAAUCUCAACGUUUUUACAACCAAUAUUUAAACCCUCUAUAAACCUUAAAUAAAUAGUUCAUAAAUAAUUUAUGAAUAUUAUAUUACAUAAAUAAACGAUCAUUUAUGAUUGGUCUAUAUGCUGUUUUUAAAUGAUUUAACAUUAAUAAACUAUGGAUUUACUGUUUAUGAAUUAUGGUUAUAGUAAAGUGUUACCCAAAUACUAAUUCAAUAAGAUAAUACACACACGCAUGCAGAUAAAUGUGAUAUAAAAAAAAAAGCCCUCUAAGAUGUGCAUAGAGUUUGUAAAAUGUAGUGUGUAGUUUAAACUAUGCAAGGACAGCAGACACUAAACUCAGGGUGAAUGUUACUUGUCUAAGUUGACUGUUGACCAUAUUUGGAAAUGAUGACAAAGAUCCGAGAAAGUGAGGCUGUGAAACCUUUCUGUGUAUCUAGUAGAUGCAUUGUUUGCUCCCCAUUCUUCCAAGAAUUAAAUGUACUUUCUUUAUAUAUUUCUUGACCUCCAGAAAGAUUUUUCUGACAUAAUUGGUCCUUUGAGCUAGAUCUCAUGUGCUCCUGCCUUCCCUUGACAGUGGACCUGAUACUGUGCACAGAGUGUCUGGAACUCUGAAUGAAAGACCUCUGCCCUGCCCCUGAAAAGGAGCAGUUUGGAUUAUUGAGAGACCAGGAGGAAUCUGUCAUUGGAGGUAGGAGUGACAAGAAAGGAGAGACAGCUGGCUUUAUGCAGGGUCCCCUUGAAUAAAUGUCCCCCCACCCCCCAUCAAAAAUGUGGAAGUCGAGAAAGCGUAUUUUAAUAUACCAGCAAAAUAACACAAAUUGACAAAAGUAACGAGUAGUGAAAAGUUCUGAAAAGUGGACAAGAUGCAGUAUCAGCUUUCUCCUUAGAGGAGGGGAAGGCACAGCAGACCCAGAUCCAUUGGGAGGCAUGUCCAGAAAGAGGUCAUGCAAAAACACCCCACAAACAUGGAUUUAUCUCAGCAUCCAAAACAAAGGUAGACAUGUUUUGUCUCCCCACAGUUACCAAACAAUAGCCAGAAGAACAUGCAUUGCACCGUGUAUUACAAACAUACACCAGGGUCAGAGGUAUGAAAAACAGUUUCUAAAGAAACCACAUGUCCAACUUAGGCUGAUUUUGGGACAGGGCAGCAGCAUGCGAACUGGAGGAAGAAGAACAAAAUCUACACAUACUCAGUAGCACCUCAUGUUUCAUUAGCUAAAACUGCUGCAGACAAACAUGAGGACAAAUGUAUCUGUUCAAGAUUGUAAAGUAUCAGAAGAUGUCUUUUUUUCUACAUUCUUUUGGUGACACAAGAUCAGGACACUUAUUGUUUCUUUCGCUUACUGUCAGAUACACAGCCAUAUUGAGCCAUGGUAUUGAUCAUGUCUCAACAGGAGGGGUGGUAUCUGUUAGAAUAUGAAUUAUAACAUAUUACUCAAACUAGAACAUAUAGUUUUACAAAUUAUGCAGAAAAAUAUCAGCAGGCCCUAAAGAAUAAAAGCUGAAUAAAGCUAUGAAAGUGUUAUAAUUGGCUUCUACUUUGUUCACUUCAUAUCAGUACUUUUCCCCUGACCUCAUGUAACUUACCGGAAGUUUUCAUUGACUCAGAGGUUGUUUUCAUUUAAUUUUGUACAGUGUGGCAUUUGGCUUGAUAAGUAGGAGCCCGAUGUAACCACAAGGGUCUCUUUAUUCUGUUGAACAGGUCUGCUGUACAGUAGAUGCAAUCCUCAAGGACAACAUUCACACAUGUUUAAUACCACAUUUCAGCAAGACCAGUGAACAAUGCUAUGCCUGUUCACAUCAGAGAUAACUGGCCAAUGAGACUCGUUCGUGUGUAAGUCCAACCUCUGCUCAAGCCCAGGAAGAUAACUGUGCAACAAACCCUGAAAUGACGCCUCGCCUGGCUGGGAUCCUGCAGGAGCUCUGACACUUGGAUCCUAGCACUGCUUUGCUUUACCUGUGACCUAAAUAAAUUUUAUCUGUGAACUCAA